Messenger RNA from Lytechinus pictus (painted urchin), 6010 nucleotides. Its product is annotated as TPR repeat-containing protein DDB_G0287407-like. The coding region runs from base 391 to 3462 and encodes 1023 amino acids. Gene Ontology annotation, cellular component: Cul4-RING E3 ubiquitin ligase complex. NCBI's taxonomy places the organism in Eukaryota, Metazoa, Echinodermata, Echinoidea, Temnopleuroida, Toxopneustidae. The record is from RefSeq and is a predicted model, not a curated record. The transcript has 23 exons. Gene Ontology annotation, molecular function: protein binding.
ACGCAACAUCUACAUUUGAAAAUGAUAGUGCUUAUCCAAAUGAAAAAUCACAAAGGUCAUUUGAGAAAAGCUAACCGUGAACUGGCUUAUUCCUGGCAAAUUCAUAUAUCAUUCCCCGCGCGGGGUACGGUAUACGUACGGUAAUUGAUUGCGGUCGCUAUGUAUUGUCCAUGUGCGCGUUUCGUUUCUAGGAUCAUCAAUGGCUACCAAAUAACGUCAAAAGUGGUGUAGACAAUUUAUUAAGGACUAUUUUCACCAUUUCCAGAGUAUUCUCAUGCAGGCUUAGCCUCCCGGUCGGUGUCCUUUGUUAAGCUGCUUAAACAAUUACAUGCUGAAGGUGAGAAUAUCAACCCAGCAGUGAGCAGCCUUUUUGAGCAUCUUUAGACUACCAUGGGUUGUGGAUCCUCCCAGAGCCUGCCCCUGGCACAGAACUACGAGGUCUCCUCUGUCUGGGAUGCUGUAUCAAGGACAGUGGAAGCCCAACGUUCCGGAGCUGACAAGCUCAUCGUCAGGCGAUCGGGAUGGAAGACAAUACGCAUCUUUGUUUCCUCGACCUUCAGGGACUUUCAUGCAGAGAGAGAACUCUUCAUCAAAGAGGUAUUUCCUGAGCUGAGGAUAUGGUGUGAGAAGAGAAGGCUCUACCUUGUAGAUUGUGAUUUGAGAUGGGGUGUCCCUAAAGAUACCACAUCAGAAGAAACUCUACGGACCUGCCUUAGUGAAAUCGACCGCUGCUACCAAGAUAACAUCAUGCCUUUCUUUCUUAAUCUCACAAGUGAGCGAUGUGGGUGGAUCCCGAAUCAGAUGGAGGUACCGGAGUCAGUGAUGCAGGAAUACAGAUGGAUUAUGGGAUUGUCGGUCACGGAGAUGGAGAUCAUGCAUGCAGCCUAUAGAAAAACAAAUCCUAACUCCAUAUUCUUCAUCAGAGAUUCUACAUUUUUGGAAUCACUCCCAGAGAAGUUCAAGAAAGACUUUGUUGAUGUCAAUCCGAUUGCUCCUGAGAAACUGAAUAUGCUUAAACAGAUGCUGAAAGAGAGAUUUGGGACAAAUCAGGUGCACUUCUAUGAAUGUCAGUAUAAUGGUAUCGGUGAUGAUGGACAGGUUGAGCUUUGUGGAAUGGAAUCACUUAGAGAUAAGGUGUUUGAGUUCUUCACCGAGCGCAUCUCUGAGCAGUACCCACUGGACGAUCGUCCAUUGGACCCUUACCAGCAGACUAAAGAGGCCCAUGAGUCCUUCAUGAAGAACAGAUGCGGUUGUGUUCUCGGAAGGACAGCCAUUCUGGAGCAGAUCAAGGACUAUGUGGUGACAACGUCGUCCAAUGCACCCCUGCUUCUCCUCGGCGGCCCGGGUACUGGGAAGUCCUCUAUCAUGGCCAAGGUGGCUGAGGUGUCGGUGACCAAAGCAGCGACCAGGGAGAUCCCAGGGUCUCCAGAUAUUGGAUGGCAUGUGUUCUAUCACUUUGUUGGAGCUGUCCCUGGAUCACCCAACCUGGAAUUGGCUCUCAAGAGAUUACUAAGGGAGAUAGGAGCAGUAAAGGAGAGUCAGAUGCCCAAGGAUUUAGAAGAGACUUGUCAGGUUACCUAUGCAGCUUUAUCUAAUCCUAAUACCAGACCUGUCAUCAUCAUCAUUGAUGCCCUUAAUCAGUUUGAUGAGAGCAAGGAAUCUACUGUCCUGACCUGGCUUCCAAACAAGCUAGCACCUCAGAUCCGUUGUAUAUUCUCCAUGAUUGACCAGACGCCUCAGCAUCAAACAUUAGAACUCAGAUCCAAUGCACCCCUAUCCAUCUUUGUCACACCACUUGAUAUGGAAUCUAGAGAGGCCAUUGUGAGGGAGACACUCGGAAACUACAACAAGAAACUUGACGAGGAACAGAUGGCUAACCUUUUGGGCAAGGAGUCUUCCCAGAAUCCUCUGUGGUUGUCCGUAGCCUGUGAAGAACUGAGAGUCUUUGGGCUCUUCUCCAAAGUUACAGAUAAGAUCAACAAGCUGGCAGAUGGUCUUCUCAAUCUUCUAGCCCAGGUUUUUGACCGGUUUGAAGAAGAGAACGGAGGUGAACUGCUGAUUGCUACCUUGUGCUUAUUGGAGUGUUCUAACACUGGACUCCUAGAAACAGAACUCUUGACCAUCCUUGGUGAUGAAGACAAUCUAAUGCCCAAGUCAAGCUGGUUUGAUUCUGGAGCAGGAGGAGAGAAGAAAGAUUCCAGAGAAAAGAAAGAGAAGGACAUUGGUCCUUUGUCAGCUCACAAGUGGGCCAGAGUCUUCCGUGCUCUCAAACCUUUCCUCAGGCCUUUUGGAGAGAGUGGUGAGGGGCGUCUUGACUUCUAUCAUCGAUCACUCAGCAAAGCUGUUAGGAAAAAAUACUUGAAGCUUGGGAACGGGGAAGAUGAUCAGAAGAAAUACACCUGGUGGCACACAAAACUGGCUAAUUUCUUUGAGAGGGUAACAUCUGUGGAGAGGAAAUGUGAGGAAUAUCCUUUCCAUCUGAGUGUGAUUAAAGAUGAGAGACGUCUAGCAACGUUCUUGUCUGACUGGCAAGUCUUUGAUGAGUUCUUCAUAUCUGAGUUCAGUACCGAUCUCCUGGCAUACUGGAGGAAGGCUGGUGGUCCAGAGAAGAUGGAGGAAUGUUACAGGAAAGCACUGGAAGAUCUCAACAACAACCCAGAUAUGGACAGAGAAGAAGUUGCUAUUCGUUAUGAGAAGGUUGCAAGGGUCCUAAUGCAGGCCAGUCAGCUGAAGUCUGGUUACUCAAUCUUAGAGACAGCCAUGCAGAUGGAGAUGGAUGAACUUGGGGCUAGGGAGGAGAGAAUGCUGGUUCUCUAUGAUCUGAUUGCCAGUUGGAACAAUGAGCUACUAACACUGCAUGACUUCAUUACAACAAAAAUGUUUCCCAACCUCCGUCCAUCGAUCUCUUACCGGCGCAAGUCCCUUGCUAUCAGCAAGAAGUUUGUUGACAGGGAUGAGUCCUUUAAGUUCAAACGUGCAUUCUCACUGAUGAAACUGGCAUUUAACCUUAAGACAUGGUAUGUGUUGAGAGGGGACAAUGAAAUGUCUGCUACUGAAGCUAUGGACCUGGGCUUUGCGAGUCUUAAGGAAGCCAAACAGCUUUUCACGGAGCUGAAUGACAAGGGACAUUUGGCUGAAUGUUUGAUGAAUGAAUCCCUCCUGGUUGGUGAAACAAAGCAAGUGGAUGCAUUAGAGAUUUUCAAGAAGGCUGAGGAGUUGUGCCUUGAGGCUUACGGAGAGAUGAGCGUCCUAUCUAGUCGACUCUUCACCAACAUGGGAAUCCUACUGGAAGAGAUGGGUCUCAAGGAUGAAGCAUAUGAUUACUUCGUCAGGAGCAGGGAGAUCAAAGUAGCUGUGUUUGGGGCUGAGCAUCCUCAGACUCAGCGACUGGAUAGAGUACUGGCAGAGGAUGAUUAUGCUGCAAUUGCAAGACGCAGAAAGACCAUAGAUGAGAACUAUUAGAUAUACCAGUAAGGUUGUUCUCAGUCGUCACAGUUCAUGACUCAACUCUCUUUCAACCAUUAGCCUUACACCCAUGCAAGAAUGAUCACAGAUAGAUAAAGGUACAUGCUGCAUCUCCAUUCAAUAGCCCCUGAUCAAAAUUUAGUCACUUUCAAGGGGCAGUUCAACCGAUGGAAAGUUGAUUUUGAUAACAGAGUUUGAUUUUGUGAAGUCACAGAUGAAAGCUCCUCCAUAUGUCAUGUAAUGAUAAUUCGCCAAAAUACAAUUUUCUCAAGAAAUUGAAUGUAAUUUUGUUUGUCCAAUGGAUAUACCAUCAGACGCAACUAUUUUCCCUUCAAUAAGAAAGAUAUUUUCAUUAAUAAUAAAUUUGUUAAAGGAUUGGAAUUCAUAAAAUUUGUGAUACAUAAUAUGAGGAAGCAUACAACAUAUUCAAAACUUCAACAAUCCAUGAUUCUCUUAUUCUUUAAUGAAUAUUCAUCAAUCCUUCACCAAAUAAUUUUCUACAUGUCUGCUUUUAUUAAAACCAACAGUAUCAUGUUUGAACUUCCCAUUUAAAAGUUACUUUGUUAUGGAUGUCAACAAACUGCAUUAGCUAUCCAUGUAUGUCAUUAUCCUGACAAUAUGUAAAAGACACAGUGCAAGAUUCCAAGGCUACAUGCAGGUCAAAAGAUAGAUGGCAUAAUUGAUUUUAAAAUUUUAUAUUCAAACGGAUGACCGAGCAGUACAUCAAACAUCAUUUGCGCUUUUCACUUGUGUCGGGUAUCGUUAGUGGAAAGAGGUGUUAUUACUGCUGCAUAAUGCACACGAGGUGCAUUGAUUAACUUGGAUGGGAUGGAAUCGGAUUGGGGUAUUAACAAUUAUGACCUUGUCCCUUUCCUUCUUAAUUUUAUCAGGGAUAAUGUAAAGAUUGAAUAGAUGCACUAUUCAGACAACUGUGAUGUUUGAAAUAUUGUGUCAUAUCAGAAUUCUAUGUUGUUAAAGUGAAGUUUGAUGUUUUUCAUUAUAUACUGGAUGUCUUAAGCUUAAGUGGAGACUAAAUGUGAAAGAAUUGGUUUUGUUCUGAUUUUGUCCAUUCUGUGGAUUCAGUUCAAAGUAACAAUGUUAGGUUUGAAUUGAUCUUUUAGUCUGUGGAACAAAUCCAUUGAAACAAAAAUUGCAAUGUGUAAAGAAACUCUUAGUGUUAUUUUACAGCUUUAUAUAAUAAAGAAAGAGACAUUGCAGACUCUACACCUAUUGAUGUUCGAAUAUUAUGCAAAUAAAGUUCUCUCAACAUAUACCUAAUUGAGCUACCUAUUAUUUAACAUUUUUUUUUCAUUUUGGGAUUUUUUUAUUAAGUUAUUCAAAGUCUUAGGCAAUAAAGCCAUGUAGAAUAUUUCUAAUUUUAGUCAAAUUGAAUUGGUAUAAUCUGCUCAUACACUAUUAGUCACAGAUAAUGACUAGUACUCGUUUUCUUUUCCUAUGCAUGCCGUAGCUCUUUCAUAAAGAUGUAUGUAAAUAGCAAUAGAUUUUUAUGAGACUAACACUUUAUAGACCAUGUUCUGUGUUUUUGUAUGUCCAAGAGUGCAAGUAUUUUAAUGUUUUUUUUUAUGACUUAAGUAUGAUUGAUUUUUUAAAAAUAAUUUCUGUAACUUUGUGUGAACAUAAUUUAUAAAUUUUAAUGACAUCUUUUUUCUGUAUUAUUCACUUCUGUAGAAAUGUCACAGCAAUCAUAUCAUUGUAUAUUUUUUGUAGAAAAUCUAUUUAUGUAUUGUAAACAGCAUAAAGUUUUGAAAAAUCUUCUCACCGUCAUUUAAUCCUAACAGGAGGGGGGGGGGGUGAAUCAUGCAACAAUAACUGCAUUUUGACAGUGAGGAAAAUAGAAUGGCAGAUAUAUAUAUGUAUACAUGUAUUUUGUAAAGGAAGAAGAAUAUUUUCACUUUUCAUCAUGACAUACUACAGGGGUGUGAGUGGUCACAAAGAAAAAACAUCUGAAAAGAGCUGAAGAAUAUUUAAAAAAAUCUGAAAUAGAAAGAGCUCCCAUACUUUUUGUAAAGAGAAAAGCCAAAAAUAAGCUUAAAUUAAGGUGAAAAAAAAAAAAAAAAAACUCUCACACCCCUGAUACUAGUAAAACACAUUCGACUUCUAUAAUAUAUGUACAUACUUUAUUUUCAAUAUUGUUGGGACUGUAUAUUUGUGUUAAUUGUGUAACAAAAAAAAAAAAAAGAUCCAAAGAAAGCAAGUUUAUUGCAAUACAGCCAGAUUAAAAAAAAAACCUUGAUUUGUAUAUAAGUCAAAGGGAUUGUGCAUUCACAAGAGACAAACAGGUUGGAAUAUUUUGUAUAAGGAUCAAAGCAUUAGAAUGAUGAUUGGCUGUAAUACAUGCACAUGUACAGUUCAUGUACGAAAGUAUUUUGUAUCCAGUUACAUCAAACAAGUAAAAAUGUAGACUACAAAAUAAACAUGUAUUUUUCAUUGGAAAAUACUAUUACUAUGACUAUGAUUUGAUGUAAGAUCAGGCUUCUGGAAAAUGUACAUGCAUAUACUCAAUAAACUUUUAGUACAAAGGAAA